Molecule: messenger RNA, 7894 nt
Organism: Biomphalaria glabrata
Lineage: Eukaryota; Metazoa; Mollusca; Gastropoda; Planorbidae
Product: potassium channel subfamily T member 2-like
Exons: 30
Coding region: 160-3876 (1238 amino acids)
Biological process (GO): potassium ion transport
Cellular component (GO): membrane
Molecular function (GO): intracellular sodium-activated potassium channel activity
Source: RefSeq, a predicted model, not a curated record
CUAUAUGCCUACAUUUCUAUCGACAUUCUGCCCGUCGUUACGCAAGCCACGUUGUGAUAAUUCGCUUAGGUUCCAAGCUUUUAAGAACUCUGGUCAGAUUUUUCCCAUAAUAGUGACAAGACUGGAUGAAUCAUUGCUGAGAGAUCGUCAAGUCGUGCAAUGACUACACAUCGUGCCAGGAGUUCCGAGGUGCGAAGAGCUUCACUGACCAGCAUACACUCAUCAGACUCUUCCUUCGUGGAAGAAAUCUUCGCCAACGACGACACGGAUGAGGACGACUACGAGGCAUCUGGAGACGGCAAGGAGAAGUCCAUUUUUACCGUAGGCAAUGGAUAUGGCCUGUCCGACGAAGAGAGAAAUAACUUGGCCUCGAGACCGUCACAAGGCUACAGAGAUGACAGACGAGCACUGAAUAAUCUGGGGCGAAGAGUCUCCUUCCGGGGUCAACUUCGAAAGUUCUUCAUUCGAAACCCAAACACGCGUUUGACCUGCAGUUUUCUUGACCUCGCUGUUCGCCUUGUGUUGUGUGUGAACUACGUCACCAGAGUGUGUUUGGAUGACGUCAGCCAAUACGAAUGUUAUGGAUCUUCCUGUGGUCAAGUUGGCAACACGUCGACUAAUGAAAGAGAGGCUCUAUUCGCUAAGACUGACAUCAACUGGUAUGUUUUACUUUGGGUCCAUCGGACUUUGGCCAUUAGGAUCUUAGAAAUAUCAUUGACACUAAUUUGUCUUUUUAAAGCUUUCUUGUUGAUCGCUAUUUCCAGAAGAGGUCAUCGAUUGGAACAAAUUCUAACACUCAAUUUUGUUUUGGAACUCUUCUGCGAUUUGCCAAUAUUAGUCAUAAUAGUGUAUCCAGUACUUCUGAAAGACCUUUUUGUUCCUGGUUAUUUGCAUUGCUGGCUAGGAGCAAGAUCACUCAAAAAAAUCUAUAAUGAUCUCCACCUAACAAACAGAAGAUACCAAACUAUCUCAGUGACUUUACUCCAGCAGAUGGUGCUACUGUUUGUCAACAUCACUUGUCUUUUAUUUACCACUAUCUGCACAAUUCAACACAUUCAGAGAGGAAGCAGCAGCGCAAACUUCACAAUUUUUGAGUCUUUUUAUUUUGUUGUUGUCACAUUCUCCACUGUUGGCUAUGGAGACUUUUCCCCUGACACUUGGCUGGGUCGACUCUUUAUGAUUCUAACCAUUGCCCUGGCUUUUGUUUUUAUACCUAGCCAGAUUCAAGGAAUCUUAACCACAUACAUGGAAAGAGUUAACUGUGGUGGAGACUACAGCCUGGGUCUAUCUAAGAACAAGAAGCAUGUGAUUGUCUGUACUACAACAUUAACCCUUGACAGUCUCAUAGACUUCCUGAAUGAGUUUUAUGGUAAUCCUAACUUAGAGAAUCGUGAUGUAAUUUUGCUGUGUCCCCAUGAGUUGGACAGCAGUAAGCAAGUCAUUUUGAAAGAUCCCAAGUGGUCUAAUAGAGUCAUGUACAUCAAGGGGUCAGCAUUGAAAGAUGUGGACCUGAUGCGUUGUCGAGCUGAUGAAGCUUUUGCUUGCUUCUUUUUGGCUGUUCGUCCAACACAAGACAAAGCGCAGGCUGAUCGGCAUACCAUUUUAAGAUCCUGGGCUGUGAAAGACUUUGCACCAGACUGUCGCCAGUAUGUUUACCUGUUUCAUGCUGCCAAUAAAAUACAUCUGAAGUUUGUUGAUCAUAUUGUGUGUGAAGAUGAGUUCAGCUUUGCCUUAUUAGCCAACAACUGUCUGUAUCCUGGACUGUCCACACUUGUAUCAUUGCUGGUACACUCUCAGCAUGACUAUGCCACACCAGGUGAGCCAUGGCAGCAGACGUAUGGAAGGCAUGCUGUGAAUGAAAUUCAUCACAUACAGCUGCAAAAAAGUAUUUUCUUUGGUAACUAUGUGGGCUACACCUUCCCACAAGCCUCAGCUGAUGCUCAUCAAAGAUUUGGUGUUGCUCUAUUGGGAGUCAUGGACUCUGCAGCGUCACCACCACACAUUCAGCUGAACCCAGGAGCUUACUACAAGCUUAAGGCUUUGGACAUUUGUUUCUACAUGAGUGUGACAAGGGAACAGCACUCUAACUUAUCAAGGAAACUUUUGGCAAAUUCAGUUUUGAAAACCAAUCCAGUCUUCAAAGGUCAAAUGAGUGAAAAACCCUUUAAAAAAACAGCUGGGUCUGAGCAGGCCCAAAAUGUAUUUGACACCAUCACAAGACAUAUUCAGACAAGUUCUUAUAGCUCCACUUCAGUCUGCAGACUGGAGAACUUACAUUCUCUCAUGGGGGAACCCAAUCCUGAUGACUCCAGAUCUUCUGACCAAACAGAAAGCAGCUCAGGCCAGGCCAGUAAGACUGAUAUGUAUCUGCGAUAUAACAGCAACAGCAGCAACGCUCCUCUUUUGAGCAGCAGCAGCAGGGAAGAAGAGGACAUCAAAGAACUGGACACAUCCUCAGGCUAUGAGAACAUUAAUGCCAUUCCUUUCCCAAAAGUGAGUGGCAGACUUGAGGCUGGAAAUUUAUUUCAGUUUGAUGAACAGUUGGAUCAGCACAGAUUAACCAUUGACAUCCCCCCGGUGACAAUGUCAUCAGGUUUUGGCAAAACAAACUGUCACAUCAGGCUAGAACCAAGAUCUUUGUGCUGCUUAGAAUGGGGAAAGGACUGUCCACAUUGUGCUUACAAGAAUGCCACCAGGUGGCAGAACCAGUUAGUUAUACUCUUGGCAGAACAUGCAUCGGGAGGAAUAUUCAACUUUAUCAUUCCAUUGAGAUCUGCUUCCAUUGACCCACAUGCUCUUAGCCCAAUAGUUCUUUUUCUUGAAGACCAGCCCGAUGCUUUGUUCUUGGAUACAUUAGCUCAUUUCCCAUUGGUUUAUUACAUGACUGGAAGUAUUUGGAGUGUGGAUGAUCUCCUAGUGGCAGGAAUCACACAAGCCAGUCACCUAGUGGUUGUCAAAAGAAAUCCUGACUCUAAUUAUGAAGGGGAAGAGUUUCUAGAGGAUUCCUCCACCAUUGUUGCUGUCCAGAAAAUUGUUAGACUCUUCCCAAGUGUAACAGUAUUGACAGAGUUGAGUCAGGCGUCAAACAUGAAGUUCAUGGACAUCUCAGGGCUGACUUUGGCUUCUAAAAAUCUGAGGCACAAAUCCACCUCAGGGUCACAUUUGGAUGAAAUUUUUCGCUUACCGUUUGCUGCGGGUCACGUCUUUUCAGCCAGCAUGUUGGACACUCUGUUGUAUCAGACAUUCACAAAAAGCUAUCUCAUCUCUUUUAUUCGACUUUUGCUGGGCAUUGAUGGAGAACAAGGUUCUGGACAUUUGUCAAGUAUUCUAGUGAAGAAAUCUACUGUUAGGAAGUACAUGGUGUAUGGUCACCUGUAUGAAGCUCUGUGUCGACAGACAGGCGAAGUACCAUUUGCUAUCUACAGGACCCAGUCAGUGGACAAUGCAGAGGUACAUGCUUCAAGUUCUUCUGGACAUAAAGCUGACCACAACACUGAAACACCAAUUUCAAUUGUCAAGACCAAAAAAACGUCCAGUACUUGGGUAGAAAAGCAACAUAGACGUCGUAAAUCCUCAGCACCAUGUCCUCCACAAGUAGUGGACUUCAACAAAAUGAUUCUGAAACGAGCUCAGUCUCUUUCCUUGGCAUUUCACAAUGAAAACAGGCUGAAGGCUGCUCCGUCAUCACUGGCCUAUGUCAUCACCAACCCAGCAUUCAACUGUAAACUCCUUGCUGGGGACAUUGUUUAUGUCCUUCAACCAGCAUCAAUGUGUGCGACUCCAAGUGGUCUCUCCAGUGUCUACAAGCAUUGGAGCAGAAAACAAGGUGACAAGAUGGAGAAGGGUCAGUCCACUCCUAAAAGCAGCAGACUCUAAUGAAUACACAGGUGUUUGUGUACAACUUGUUGAAGUUUUCACUCACAUCUGAUCUACUUUAGUCUCAUGAUGGGCAGCAAAAACAUAAGCCUUUAACUGACUGAGUCAAGUCUUAGGCCAUGAAUAGUUUCAUGUAGUGUGAGUGUCAUCAUCAUGUUCAAGGUUAAAAUAUGGACAGCUGUCAAUAAACCCUCACCAGAGGUCAUCUGGCUAGAUAUAUUUUUUAUAGAGUAUAGGUACUUACAACUUGCAAUGUCCUAAUGAAAAGUUUUUAUAUAAAUAAUUUGGUAAAGCACUUUUUAAACACAGAUAAUAAAACACUUAUUAAAAACAGUUCUACUAACUGAUGCCAUUUCUUAAUGAUGCCAAUGUAAUGUUGAUUGUUGGGUAAUGCUCUUGUGGUUAAAGCUUUAGAAAAUAUGCAUUUAUCUUUUUGACAUUUUUUUAAAACUUGCAUUUACAAGUGUUAUUCUAGUUUUUUUUUUAACAUUUGACUUUUUAAAAAUAUUGUGUGUUAUCAUUUCCAUUGUAACACCAUAUUGUGUAUAAAACAUAUAUUUGAUGCCAUAUUGUGUUCAAAACAUAAAUUUGAUGCCAUAUUGUGUUCAAAACAUUGAAAGGCAUUUUUGUUAUAGAAGUCCUACAAACUUUUUUUUUUUGUAGUAUUCAGUACUGUGGAGUCUUUUUUCAUUCUGUAUGAUGAAGUACUUUCACAUAGAUUUUUACUGUUUUAUAUCAAAAGUAUUCAUGUUUUUGUCAUCUGUAUUUAUUAUUUAUAUCUACUUCCUCUUGUAUGUUUUGACAUUAACCCAUUUAUGCCGAGCGUUCCACAAAUGGAACACCGACCCCUUGGUACUUUUUUAUAUCCUACUGUUCAAGUCCACCUCGGGAAUGUGAUUUUUUAUUCAUGUAAGCUUUCAUGGGAUACCCCUCAUGCACAGUGCAUCACAACAUUGCAGAGAUUGGUGCCCAGCAGCCUUGUAAAAAAAGUCAUGAACUUUUUCUGAACAUUUUUAAAAACCUAUCUGAAGGCAAAUGAAUAUUAUAACUUUUCUGAACUAUGUCAAGUACUGACACAUUUUUUUGGUUCUAUUAUUUCUGUAAUACUGAUGCUAUUGUGCUGUGGAAAAAAAACUAUAAAAGUUGUAAUUGUUGUAUUAGUUAUAGGUUUCUAAUUUUGUAUGUUCCAUUUUUGGGACACUAGGCCAAUCCAGUACCAGUAUCACUAAUAAUAGCUAUUCCUGCCAUGAGACGUGAUCGCUUUGUAACCAUAGUUUCAAGCUUGUGUGAUACUGGAAAUUCUAAUUCAGAUCCCAUGGACAAGUUUUCCAGUCUAUGACCUCCCCUAAAAGAACUCAAUGAACUCAAUACAGAAAAUUUAUUUUAAGUAAAAUAUAUUACAUUUCAGCCUUGAUUAAAUCAUCCAUGGUACAUUAACUUGGUUGUCAUGGAUGCAUACAAUUUAUUUGUAUAAGACCAUUCAAUUUGGUUUCAAGCUGGCCUGGUGUCACUAGUCUAGGAGUUUCUUUUUCUGGUCUCAGCCAGAUUUGAACAAUACCCAGCUACUAAUUGUGAGGAUUGGUUCCCGCUCACUUCAUCCCCGGUCACUUCAUCCCCGGUCAUUUCAUCCCCUGGUCAUUUCAUCCCCUGGUCAUUUCAUCCCCUGGUCACUUCAUCCCCCGGUCAGUUCAUCCCCCGGUCAUUUCAUCCCCAAUUAAAUAUUUUAUAUAUAAAUAUGAUUAUGUAGAAUGCUUUCUUUUUGACAUUUUAUGACAUAUUACUAAUGCGUUUAUAGUGUUUCCUAUUCCACUUUGUAUUCUUAAUAAGAAAUCUAAUAUUAUAUGGUAAAUCUGGAUGUGUACUUAUCUAUAGCGUAAUGAUCAAAGGCCAAGGUGUAGUGCAAGUAGUGGGAAUCUUUUGAUAGAUAGAAGUGCGAUUAGAAUAAUUAUGACCUUGCCGCUGAUAACUUAUCAUCAAAGGCCAAGGUGUGAUGCAAGUAGUGGAAAUCUUUUGAGAGAUAGAAAUGCGAUUACAAUAAUUAUGACCUUGCCGCUGAUAACUUAUCAUCAAAGGCCAAGCUGUGGUGAAAGUACGACCAUGUUUCACUUUAUUUAAUUUUUCAAUCGCUCUUUCUUGAAAAUGGGCGAGUCAUUUUUAGCCUUGUAAUAAGGUUUAAUUUUUUUCUAGUAAAGGCGGACUUCCUUUUAAACAUUAAAGUUACAAAUUGUGUGAUUGUUCUUUAUUUCUAUCGAUAUUUCAUUUCUACAUGUAUAUGUCAGUAUGUAUUUUGUUUAUUGAUAUUCACUUUAGAUAUCGAAACUGGUGGGGGGCCUCUAGUUAUGUGGACAUACCCGUCAUGAUAAGGUUCUUAUAGCCUUAAAAUUUAUUGUUUGAGUGCUUAUUGGAAAUAAUCUUGCAUGUAUAUUUAGGGUGUGACUCUCUCUCUCUCUCUCUUUCUCUCUCUCUCUGUCAUUUAAAUAAAAAAGGAAUACAUUACAUAUUGCUCUUUUAAUGCUUUUUAAAAUUACAAUUUGUUAGAUAAAAUUAUCAGAUGAUGAAAAUAUCAGGGGAUGAAGUGACCGGGGGAUGAAGUGACUAGGGGAUGAAAUGACCGGGGGAUGAGGUGACCGGGGGAUGAAGUGACCAGGGGAUGAAAUGACCAGGGGAUGAAAUGACUGGGGAUGAAGUGACCGGUCACCUCAAGCUGGCCUGGUGUCACUAGUCUAGGAGUUUCUUUUUCUGGUCUCAGCCAGAUUUGAACAAUACCCAGCUACUAAUUGUGAGGAUUACAGUGUCAGUGCACUUCUUGUCCUACAGUUUAGUGAGGCUCUUCCUGGAUAAUACUAUUUUGUGUUUGAUACCUUUUUCACUAGCAUUUCACACUUGGUUUUGCCCAGUUCAAUGGGGGCAAUAGGUACAGUUAGAACUAUUGCACUGACAAAUUGCCAAAUGUAGUACUCAAGAAAAUAUAAAGAGGCACAUUAUCUCAUCUUAUAAAAUACAAACGUUACUUCAAAAAGAAGAUGAUUUUGUCCUAGGUGUGUCCCUAGAUCAAUCUAGUCAUGCAUGUUAACCAAUGACUUAAAUUCUUCUUAAAGUCCUUGUUUUUCCUGGCUGGCUCAAGCAACCCAUUCCAUGCUCUUAUAGCACUAGGGAAGAAGGAGCAUUUGUACACAUUUGUCCUAGCAUAUGGAACGAGGAAUGUGCCUUUAUCUUUGUGUCUCUGAGUAUUUUAUUAGUUUUUGUUUUUAAAGAUAAUGAUUCAUUGUUAUAUGUAUAAUUGCUACUUUAUAUUUCAUUAUUUAAUUGAUGGCGAGGCAAGAUUGUUUGCAGGUGAUAUGAUAAGUGUUGUCCAUGAAGGUGUUGCUUAUCCCAAGUGUUCUAUGAAUUAUUAAAAAAAAACUAAAAAAGGAAAUCCAAGUACAGCAGCUAAACAUAAUCAGAGUCUUAAACAUUAUCAGAGUCUAAAAGCAUUUCAUUAGAGAUGUAGACAGAGCUGAUGAAAACAUUGAUAUGCAUUGGGCAUGAUUCCCUGGAAAUUAAAUUCAAAUCCUCUGUUAUGUUUCGAACUGGCUUAAAAAAAUACAUGGCAACUGAAUAAGACAUCCUCCUGACUGUGGUGAAAAAGGAAGAUGUUCUCAACAGCACAACAAUGGUUCAUGUUAUGAUGACCUGAAUGUGAUAAUCAAACAGGAAAAGCACAGUGUGUGCAAUGUUAUGAAAAAACAAAACAUUUUGAUCUGAACAUUUUAUGCUCCCUUAUUUGUGAAAUGCUUUGCUGCAAAUCACAGUAGCAGGUACUUUUAUUUAUUGUUGUAGUGGAUUGCUUAGUGUUCUAAUUUUGGACACUUAUAACUCAAAAAAUGGAAUACAAUACAGCUUUUUUUUUUUUUUUUUUUCAAAUCCAUGUUUCUUAAAUUUUUUCUACAAAACAUAUGUGAAUUUCAUGCAGAAAAAUACUCAACCCAUUGCAACCUUUGGCAUAAAUGGGUUAAUAUUUAGUCCUAGAACAGUUCAG